Messenger RNA from Ictalurus furcatus (blue catfish), 803 nucleotides. RefSeq names its product hemoglobin, alpha embryonic 1.3 (gene hbae1.3). NCBI's taxonomy places the organism in Eukaryota, Metazoa, Chordata, Actinopteri, Siluriformes, Ictaluridae. Gene Ontology annotation, cellular component: haptoglobin-hemoglobin complex; hemoglobin complex; blood microparticle. Gene Ontology annotation, biological process: oxygen transport; hydrogen peroxide catabolic process. The coding region runs from base 226 to 657 and encodes 143 amino acids. The transcript has 3 exons. The record is from RefSeq and is a predicted model, not a curated record. Gene Ontology annotation, molecular function: oxygen binding; peroxidase activity; organic acid binding.
GGGUUAAAAUAUCCUAGAUGAAUGAGCACGUUGUUUCCGAUCAGGCGUGAAAGUUAUCUAUUACAAGCAGCAGAAGCGUAGUCUAAUCUUUCACUUUUAAAAUGAACCCAAGUUGUUAGGUUUUUGAGGUGGGUCAUGGGUGUGACAGCUCCGAGUCCUUGUAUAAAAGGGUGAUUCGUUUUUGAGGCAGUUUACAAAAGUCUUCUUCAAAACCACUCCAAAACCAUGAGUCUGUCUGCCAAGGACAAAGCCGCUGUCAAAGCCUUCUGGGCCACGAUCGCCCCAAAGGCUGAAGACAUCGGUGGCCAAGCUCUGUUCAGGAUGCUGACAGUCUACCCGCAGACCAAGACCUAUUUUUCCCACUGGAAUGACUUUAGCCUUGGCUCUGAGCAAAUAAAGAAGCACGGAAAGAUGGUUCUGUCUGGCGUGGGAGAGGCUGUCGACAAAAUCGAUGACCUGACAAAUGGGUUGCUCAACCUAAGCCAGCUGCAUGCUUUCCAGCUGCGUGUUGACCCGGCCAACUUCAAGAUCCUAUCCCAUAAUUUGCUUGUGGUUCUGGCCCUCCUGUUCCCCGCUGACUUUACUCCUGAGAUACAUGUGGCUAUGGAUAAGUUUCUCGCUGCCGUGUCCCUGGCUCUCUCCGAGAAGUACAGAUAAGAAGUUCUGCAGGCCAAAGAACAGAGACAUCCACACGCACAAUAUUUCUUUCUCAGAUCUAGUAAUUGUCCUCGUUUGAUCUAAAUAAAAAACAAUAUGAUUUUUGCCUGUUAUUAAACAUGUUAUGUGUCUUCUAUGAAACUUUG